AUGCAAAUUGCGUCGAGGUGCUGCGUCAUCGAGAUCCACGCCUCGGAGAGUGGCCUCAAUCCGGGACAAGACUAUGCGUUGGACAGGACAUUGACAGUAGUCUGA
Molecule: messenger RNA, 105 nt
Organism: Colletotrichum orchidophilum
Lineage: Eukaryota; Fungi; Ascomycota; Sordariomycetes; Glomerellales; Glomerellaceae
Exons: 1
Coding region: 1-105 (34 amino acids)
Source: RefSeq, a predicted model, not a curated record